Messenger RNA from Acipenser ruthenus (sterlet), 5398 nucleotides. RefSeq names its product TMF-regulated nuclear protein 1-like. NCBI's taxonomy places the organism in Eukaryota, Metazoa, Chordata, Actinopteri, Acipenseriformes, Acipenseridae. The record is from RefSeq and is a predicted model, not a curated record. Gene Ontology annotation, cellular component: nucleus. Gene Ontology annotation, molecular function: DNA binding. Bases 305 to 799 code for a protein of 164 amino acids. Gene Ontology annotation, biological process: regulation of cell population proliferation. The transcript has a single exon.
UUAUAACAGCUACUGAGCAGCAGGACUGAAGGUAGAAAGAGAGAGAGGCAGGGCUGAGGCAGAAGGCGACCACUAAGCAGGCAUUAGUCUUCAGCAGAACUGCCAAUGGCAGUCCAGCUCCUUGAAGCUCAAUCCAGCAUCUCUUAUUAAUGAAUGGACUGGAGCAGCGAGCAGUGCCUGUGUGUUCUGUUUCCAGAAGACUCCGCUCUGCCAGAGAGAGAGAACAGGGACCGGGGAGAGAAAGAAGUAAUAGUGAAAGAGUCCCAACAAGCUUUGUUGAGGUGCCCAGCCAACUGCAGCAACCAUGAAGGGCCAGUCUUCUGACCCGGUUCACCCAGAGGCUUCGGGGUUCAAGAGCAAGUCCUCAUCCCGGCGGUCCAUCUCCCUGGGCGAUUUCCGUCGCCUGGGCGACCAUGGCAGGGCCGAAGCAACGGGAAGGGUGGCAGGGGCGCCCACAGCCCCCUCGUCCAGGCUGGUGACCCCCAGCUCCAGCAUGGAGUUCGAGGCGGCCAGACGGAGGCUGCUGGAGGUGGAGGAGAGGCAGCGGGUCAUCCUGGAGAUGGAGAGCCGGCUGCAGGAGCUCCACGAUGUCUUCGUGCAGUCCGAGCAAGAGGUGGCGGAGCACAGCGAGCUGGUGGAGCGCAUCUCUGGUGCUGCCCAACAGGGGGAGCUGUAUGCCGCAGAGAACACCCAAACCCUGAAGAAGACCCUGAAAUUCAAGAAGCACCGGUCCACAAUCGUCUUCGCCUCAAUGCUGGGGCUUCGAACCUGCUUGCCUUGGCCAGUCAAACUCAAAUAACCCGGGAUCAGAGAGCUUCAGGACCGCUCUCGUGGUGGAGGGGUAUUCUAGAACAGAAGGUUAGCUAACCAGCCUUCUUUCCACUCCUGGUCUCCACAGGUCAGUUGUGUCUCAUCUCCCAGGGACAGAUAUAAUACCUUUCUUCAGCCGCUGCAUUCACUCAGUAAGGCUUAAUGGUUAUGUUGUAAGAAAUAAAAAAUAAAAGGAGGAGGCUUUGGACUCAAGAUCAUCUACAGUGCUGAAUGUUAAGAUAGCCACAUUCUAUCAAUGCGGAGGCAGCAGGUUAUGUAAAAUUGGAAUUGCAGUAUGUAACCAGUGAGGCAUGAAUUCUCUGUACUUUUGAAAACACACUGGUUGCAAGCGAUUAUUGAUGAAUACUGCUCAGUAAAGUGACGUACAGUAGUAAAAAAAUGUUACUAGUUCUAAGGGCUAUGAAGCGGAUGUAUAAUUUGUAUUUAACUGGGAGAUUUAGUUCUAAGCAUAACAUGACUGAGAAGCAGUGUCUCUUUUCCAAUGGCAUUUUUACUUCUGGGAUGGGGCACAGAUUUGCAAUUUGAAGCUUUUGUUAAAAUGCUUAUGUCAUGGUAGGGGUCAGAUGCUUCGAUGACUAUCCUGUCCACUCCGUGAAUCACUAAGCUGCACUUCCUUCUGAAUGUAAUACCGAACCCUCAGAAUGUAUAAGGAUUGCAUCGACCGCUUUACCUGCAAGGCAGGGGGAUCUGUCCUUGAGUUUCCAUCAGCAUGUCCUUUCAGUCAGUUUUUUUAUACUCAGGGGGUACUGAGGGAUAUUUUUGGCUUGCUGUGUCCCACAUACACGCACCGGUGUCCUUGUUACUGAAAUAACUUCCUCUCCUGAGGUCUGUUUGUCCUCAUUUUCUAGACUAUUCAGUAAAAGGAAAUGGGCAUAAAGUACACUUCAGAAUACAGGUACAUUGACUCUCCACGUACUCUUUUUGUGCAAUGUACAACCAAAUUAAAUGAUCAGGAAAUUUGUUAAAUACAAGUUGUUAGUGUAUGGAGCUUCAUCCUUACAAAUAGCCAAAUGAUGUACUAAGUGUAUGUAACAGAUAUCAAAUAAAUGGUAACUACAGCGUAGCUGCGAAAUCAACCUUAAUUCUGCAGUGUAUUCAAUCAGGGUAGCACUUUAUUCAAAGUUUGAGUAAAAACAAUGUGAUUAAAUGGAGUGGACAGUGAAACCUGAAAACAUUAACAGUAUGACUGUUUGCUCAAGGCAGCCACUUUCAUUGGCUAAAUCUAUAAACUAAAUUUAAAAGCUGAGGAUCUCUUAGUUCAAGUCACUGUCAAGUUGUACUGCGCCUUGAAUAACAUUGUAAUGAAUGUUAAUGUUAAUUCAUCGUAUUUAAUUGGUUAUACAAUGAUGGCUGCCAUCUGGAAGAGAAGUCUCAUUGGGGCUCAUUAAGUUUAAAUAUGAAUGUGCAGCAUGUCCGUUUGCAAUCGCAAAUAAUAUCUCUGAAACGCUUGCCUUUACUUGUUAUAUAAUCUCCAGGUUCUGACUGCUGUGCUGCAGGUACCACUGAGUUUUUACUUUGCACACAAAGUGACGUUGCAUUGCGAUAAAGAAAAAAGAGCCAGAUUGAACUGCAGCUUGUUUAAUCUUUGAAUGCGUUUGUUUUACGAGCUCAAGCUUUGUAAUCAACAAGAUGGCUAGUUUUAGUAUUCGAGGUUCAGGCUAGUCGAAUUCAAAACGAAAGUAGAAAUAUAUCAAAUUAAAGAAUGAAAGAUCUUUGACCCUCCUAGUCUCCGCUAUGGUGACGUUUUCAUUUUUGAAUCACAGUUUGCUCUCUCAAACUGCAUUGAGCAGGAACCCGCUUGCAGAGGGAGGGGAGGGCAAUUAUUGGAAAAGCAAGGAGAACAGUUUCCACAGUGGGGUUGGGGAAACAGCUAGGAUUACAUGUGCUUGUAUACAAGAGGGUGGAGGCCCAUAUUCAUUAUUUGAAAGGAAUUUCUCAUAUGAGGAGGGGCCAUAUGGACAUACUUGGAUUUUACCACUGUGGCAACCAGACAGCUAAUAUUUUAAUAUCUCUAUAUAAAGACAUAAACUGUCAAUGCUUUCAGCUGUAUACUGAAGUGUUUAUGCUGUAUAGAACUGCACAAAUUAGUCACACUGAUAUCUGGCGCUCCGAAACAUUAGGCAACUUGUAUUAUUAGUUGCUAUGCUAAUUUGAACGACUCCCAGCUGUUAGAAACGGCAAUAGCGAUUAUUUGAGCUUGUUUAAGAAGCAAACACGAUGACAAACCGUUUACUCCAUUAUGUGGUGUUUGUCUCAUACUGUACAGUACAUGAUAGGAGAUAUAGCUUUAAUAUAUGUUGCACAUACAUUGUGAUACAGUAAAAACUGUUUUUAUGGUAAACUGAACUAAGCUGUCAUCUGCUCUCAACCAGCCAGUAAGUGGAUGACAGAGGAAUCCUAAAUAAGCAGUGUGUUAUCUUAAAGGGAUACUGUAUAUAAUCUACAUGUGCCCAAUGCUAACUAUUCCCUGGAAAAUUGCUUCUGACUGACAGUGGGGAAGUGAGGCAGGGAAGCAUAUUAGUGGCGCACAGUCCUCACCUAUGGGUGUUAAUAUUCUUUGCAGCAUCACUUCCCCACAAUCAGCCGCAAGGAGUCUUUUCAGAAGUCUGGCUUAUUAUACAGGUAAUGAAUGAAAUAUUAGGCAAAUGUAGAUGAUGAAAAGUAUUCCUUUAGCAGCCAUCUCUUUGGUGGCCAGUCUGAAAGUUUAAAAUUGCAUCCUUUCAUAAUAGCUCUCAUAAAGCAUAACGUUUGACAUAUGUAUAAGCUAUAUUGUUUUUUUACAUGGGACUGCUUAAUAAGUAUAUUAAUAUUAAAACAACAAAUGACAGGACUGCAAUUCCAUAUCAAGGAUCCGGUGAAGACUCUUUCCUCUGUUGAACGAUUUAUUCAGCUUCCUCAAUGAAAUAAUAUAUCUGUUGGAUUCAAAGUAAAACACCAGUAAAUACUUUGUUUCCAUUUCCCGAAUCCUCGCUCUCAGACAGGUGCUUAUGUACAGUUAUUCAUGCAUGCAUACAGAUUCAGCCAGAUACACACACGUUGUUUUAAUAUAUCUCACAAUGCUGCAUUGCUACUGCUGCUGCCAAGGCAUCAUGUUUCAUUUCUCUUAACAGUAGCACAUUUUAGUAGCAAAAGAUCAUUGAGGAUUAUUAAAAAGGGACUGUUUUAGGAAUGUUUGGUUAAGGACUGUUGUUUAAGCCCAUCAACUUAAUUAAUUAAUUUAAAAAAAGUCCUUUAAACUGUCAUUAAACUUUUGUGAAUCGGGCCCAAUGAAGGGAUGUUACAAUCGCUUAUGAUCUGUACCCAUGAGGUUUAGAUAGGAAACCUUAUUUUAAGUUCCAUAUCCUUUUUUUAAAAAAAAUGAUAACAUGUAUAUAAACUUACUUACAUAUAAUACACUCAUACACACAUACUGUAGUGGGCUUGUAAUGGUGUAGGAUUGUAAUGCAUUUACGAGCACUCAAGUGCACUUCAAAAAGAUGAUCAUCUAUGACACUUUUCCCUAAGAGAUUUGUGCACACAAUUAAAAAGUGGCUAACAAACAACAUCAGCCUGAAUGCUGAAGCAUGCAUCAUGACAAUACUUCAACUAUACUAACAAAAAAAAAUUAUAAUAAUAAUAAUAAUCACUUGAAAAUCCUAUUAGCUCCUGGUAGAAUAUUUUAAAAGUCUGAAUACAUUUUAAAAACAAUUGUUCAGACAAAAUAUGAUUUUAAAUCAUAAAUAGUUUAAAUCUGACCAGGGUUGCAGAUACUGUAAAUGCUGACCAGGCCAGGAUCACGUCAAUUGGAAUUGUUUUACUUGGUUUAUUUUGUAUUACUGUUUCUAUGAUUGUUUUAACUGUUUUUUUUUUUAUCCUGUCUGAAUGAUUUGUCUCUUUUUGACGUUGCUUUUCUGAUGUUAUUUCUUGCCGUCUUCUCUUGCCAGGACCCCUUUGUAAUGUAAUGUGUAUCUCAAGGGUUAUAUCCUGGUAAAAUAAAUACAUUAUGACAUUUGAGAUACUGUACAGUAUGGACUAGAUUCUCAAAACUAUUUACCGGUACUCCAAAUCUUCAUUAGCAUCUCAAAUCACUGAGUUGCUUAUUUUUUUAUAACUUUAUUGGGUGUGUUAUUACUUUGAGAAAAAAUCUAAUUACAUUUUGGAGUAAAUAGUUUUGGGAAUCUAGCCCCAUGCCAGAAUUGUGCUGCAUUAAAAAAAGUCCAAAAUACUGUAAAACGUUGCCAGUGAACCCUACUGUAAACCUGUUACACUGAUGGUCUGGCUGUACAGGGAUGUGGAAACGGUGCAGCUCCUGUAGGUUAUAAGCUGGCAAAGAAUUGAUGUGGAAUUUAACACAAACCUGACUGGCUGAUUCCUAAAUGUACAAACACAAAGGCUGGAGUGGGAGACCAUUGCCUUGCUUAAACAGACUGCGCGUCUGUUACCAUACGUAACUGUUUCUUUCCUGACGCUGUUUCUCACUGCUCUCACAGCUCUGUACAGCGGCACCCACAACUGAAUGUGCACUGUCCUUUGGGAACCGCUAGGUCUGAACCUGAACAAGAUGUAAAUAAAAGCUAUCUGAACCGUC